Parnassius mnemosyne (clouded apollo) is the source of this 1236-nucleotide messenger RNA. Lineage: Eukaryota; Metazoa; Arthropoda; Insecta; Lepidoptera; Papilionidae. The record is from the annotation of a GenBank genome assembly.
AUGUGUUUAGGGUUAUCAGAAACUCUUCAGCGGCAGACUUAUAACAAGCACACAUAUGCCCACUUCGUAAAGGGCCUGGUACUGGCGGAUGCUGGACGUUUGCAAGAAGCUUUGGACCGUUUUCACACAUGCAUCAAACUACACUCUCAAGAUCCUGAGCCCCUAAAACAGGUUGCAAAGUGUUUAUAUCGUCAAGGUCGUUUCUUAUUAUCACGCGACACUUAUUUAGAAGCUGACAAAUUAACGAAAUAUCCUGAUGCUGAUAUUUACUGUGGAUUGGCCGAGUGCUCUUGGAACCUAGGCGAGAUAGAGCGCGGUGUGGAGUGGGCUGAAGCGGCUGUACAGGCAGAUGGAGGCGAAAGAGCCGGGGCUUUGUUGGCCAGACUUCUACUGGCAUGCGAUCAAACAGAAGCAGCUUUAGAAGCGUACGACCAUACCUUAGCCACGAAUGUCUGCGGAGCGGACACUCUUGCUGCGGCCGGAGCACUUCGUCUCCGCGCUGGCGACCCACGAGGAGCUUUCCAGCUUCUCGGAGCAGCUCUUGCCCAGCAACCGACACAGCACGCCGCUGCCUUGGCACUAGCCGCCAUGAUGCUCCAACACAAGGAUGUAGAUGCAGCAUUAUCAAGGCUGAAGGCGGCAUUGUCAGCACACCCGACUUGUGUGGCUGCACAUUCGAACCUAGGACUAGCUUUAUUAGCUAAGAAGAAAUAUGUUGCUGCGCUGACGUGCCUGCAGCGCUCGGUGAGCGCGGCGCCGCUGAGUGCGCGCGCAGCUCACAACCUAGCGCUGGCGCUGCUCACCUGCAAGCGACCGGCCUCCGCCUUCUGUCGCCUCGCCAGCGCCGCCGCCUUACAGCCUGCGCAGCCUUACACAGUGCUACUGCUGGGUAUAGCGCUAGAAUCCCUGGGCGAUAACAGAGCAGACGCAGCGUAUACCAGGGCCGUGGCACUGGCACCACAUGAUGCCCUGCUGAGGCUCAACCUAGCUGGUAGGCACGCCCGGGCUGGAAGAAUGAUGGAGGCCGUGGAAGAGGCUAGGAAUACCGCGCUUAUUUUGCAAACAGACGGCAACACCGACGCUCAGCUUGCGAGCUCCUUAGCGGUGCUCAUGAACCUGCUUCGCGACGCUAGUGUACAACUGUCGGAAGUGCCGCCCAGUGAGCCGGAACUGAACUCACUUCCGGAACAACCUAACACACCUAACGAUGAACAACUAGCAUCAGACGAAGUUUAG